Molecule: messenger RNA, 1053 nt
Organism: Durio zibethinus
Lineage: Eukaryota; Viridiplantae; Streptophyta; Magnoliopsida; Malvales; Malvaceae
Source: RefSeq, a predicted model, not a curated record
AAUUUCUUAAAGGAUUUGAGUUUAGGGUUCGAGGGAUUGGUUUCGGCCACCGUUCUUAACCUUUGAAUGGCCAAUUACAAUGCUUAAGGCCCAAGUCGUAGUUUAUUGGGCCAAGUGUGUUCUUAUUUUUUUAAACUAAGAAAGGUCCACAAAGUAAGCACAGACACAAAGUUUUUCUCUGUUGCAGUCUUUCGACGUCGUCGCUGGUUCCGAUGGACGAAGCAAUGAUAGCCGCUGAUGCCUCUGCAAGGUUUCGAUCGGCGUCAUCUCAGCCGUCCGUUGUCCCUUCCAACGUCCCUCUUCUCUCCUCUUUCCUUGCCUUCGCUCUCGCUCAAUUCCUCAAGCUCUUCACCACUUGGUACAAGGAGAAGAGAUGGGAUUCUAGAAGGAUGCUUGGGUCUGGUGGAAUGCCCUCAUCGCAUUCAGCAACUGUGACUGCUCUUGCAGUUGCCAUUGGUUUGCAAGAAGGAAUUGGUGGAUCAGCAUUUGCUGUUGCACUUGUUUUGGCAUGUGUUGUAAUGUAUGAUGCUACUGGAGUAAGACUCCAUGCUGGUCGUCAAGCUGAAUUACUCAAUCAAAUUGUAUGUGAGCUACCUCCUGAGCAUCCUGUCUCCAAUGUCAGACCUUUGCGAGAUUCACUUGGUCAUACACCACUUCAGGUUCUUGCCGGGUCCAUAUUGGGUUGUAUUGUAGCAUUCGUCAUGAAAACUUCCAGUUAGGACGGGAAAUGGAAGAUUUCAGUUCUGUUGCAAGUGGCUCAUGCUUAUACUUUGAGAAGAAUCAGAGCAGACGACUUGCCACUUUUCACCCAGCGAAGUUCUGGCAUUGUAAUUACUUGGGGUUUUUGCCUUGUAGCUUAAGCAAUUGUGAAUUAUAACAUGUACUUCAUAGUCUCCACUGUUCCUCGACCUUUCCCUUCUUCAAAAACAGCAACAAUCUUUAAUCUGUAUUAUGUUCUGAGAUUAGAUAGAGAAAUCUCUAAAUUAAAGGAGCUACACGAUUGGAGAUUUCAAAUUUAAAUUUGCUGAAUUUGCAGAACGUUACUUAUGAUUA